Molecule: messenger RNA, 1784 nt
Organism: Cajanus cajan (pigeon pea)
Lineage: Eukaryota; Viridiplantae; Streptophyta; Magnoliopsida; Fabales; Fabaceae
Product: acetyl-CoA acetyltransferase 2
Biological process (GO): fatty acid beta-oxidation
Cellular component (GO): mitochondrion
Molecular function (GO): acetyl-CoA C-acetyltransferase activity
Source: RefSeq, a predicted model, not a curated record
AUUCUAAGAAAAAUAGCAGCGGAGAGUUAGUAGGUAUUUGGAGUGAAAGAAAAUUACUUGUCCUAAUCCUAAAAGAUACAGUCAGAGUCGGAGGUGAUUAGGAAGAUGAUGAUGAUGCGUGCAUAUUGCAAAAGUAGAGAAGAUGAAGAUGGGAAAGUGGGUCCCCUUAACACAUUAAGAUCAUACCGUAUUUAGUUUUGUUUUGCAACGAAAACAAAACAAAAUUGUUGUCUCAUUAACUGCUUCCCUCUAAACGUCCAGACUGGUCUGUCACUAUCAAAACGCUAUAUUUCCUGUUUCCUCCAUCAAUUCGAACUCUUCCCAUGUCUACUUCAACAAAAUCCCGAGAUGUUUGUAUUGUUGGUGUUGCUCGGACGCCAAUGGGUGGUUUACUUGGCACCCUAUCAUCUCUCUCUGCCAUAGAGUUAGGCUCAAUUGCUAUUAAGGCUGCUCUCAAGAGAGCAAAUGUUGAUCCAUCACUUGUGCAAGAGGUGUUUUUUGGGAAUGUUCUUAGUGCAAAUUUAGGGCAGGCUCCUGCCAGACAGGCUGCUUUAGGUGCAGGAAUACCUACAUCUGUAAUCUGCACUACUAUUAACAAGGUGUGUUCAUCAGGGAUGAAAGCUACCAUGCUUGCAGCACUGACCAUACAAUCUGGUCUCAAUGAUGUUGUUGUGACUGGUGGUAUGGAAAGCAUGUCAAAUGCACCCAAGUACAUUGUAGAAGCCAGGAAGGGAUCUCGGUAUGGACAUGAUACUAUCAUUGAUGGAAUGAUCAAAGAUGGCCUUUGGGAUGUCUAUAAUGACUUUGGCAUGGGAGUUUGUGCCGAACUAUGUGCAGAUGAGCAAGUCAUAACAAGAGAUGAGCAGGACUCUUAUGCCGUUCGAAGCUUUGAGAGAGGAAUAUCUGCACAAAAUGCUGGUCAUUUUUCUUGGGAGAUAGUUCCGGUUGAAGUUUCCAGUGGAAGAGGAAAGCCUUCCACACUUGUUGAUAGAGAUGAAGGUUUGGGGAAGUUCGAUGCUGCAAAGUUAAGGAAGCUUAGACCAAGCUUUAAAAAAGUUGGGGGCUCUGUGACUGCUGGCAAUGCUUCUAGUAUAAGUGAUGGUGCUGCGGCAUUAGUGCUAGUGAGUGAAGAGAAGGCUCGUGAGCUUGGAUUGCAUGUAAUUGCAAAGAUAAAAGGAUAUGGAGAUGCAGCUAAGGCACCCGAAUUAUUUACAACUGCUCCUUCCCUUGCAAUCCCAAAAGCUAUAUCAAAUGCUGGUCUUGAGGCUUCUCAAAUUGAUUAUUAUGAAAUAAAUGAAGCCUUUUCGGUUGUGGCUCUUGCAAAUCAGAAGCUUCUUGGUCUUAAUCCUGAAAAAGUGAACGUUCAUGGUGGAGCUGUAUCAUUGGGGCAUCCCUUGGGUUGCAGUGGAGCUCGCAUCUUAGUCACAUUAUUAGGGGUAUUGAGGCAGAAGAGAGGGAAGUAUGGUGUGGCUGCCAUCUGCAAUGGAGGAGGAGGAGCAUCUGCUCUUGUCCUUGAGCUCAUGCCAGUUGCUGUGGGACGUUCGUUAUUAUGACAACGAUCUCCUGACAUCAUACUACUUUGCAACACUUGCACAACUUUUUUUCUUUUCUUUUAAAGGACUCAUGAUGUAAUAAGUUUGGUUAAAGAAGAGAUGGUUUACUAAGGGGGUCUAGUUCAGUCUGUUGAAUGAAUGUUGUAAACUCUUUUGGUACCCGUAUUCCAUUCUCAUGAAUAAAAUAAAUAAAUGGUUUUAGUAAAGUUUUAUAACUUUAAGUGAUUGUAA